Molecule: messenger RNA, 1627 nt
Organism: Phlebotomus papatasi
Lineage: Eukaryota; Metazoa; Arthropoda; Insecta; Diptera; Psychodidae
Gene: Fic
Product: protein adenylyltransferase Fic
Exons: 2
Coding region: 152-1522 (456 amino acids)
Molecular function (GO): protein binding
Source: RefSeq, a predicted model, not a curated record
UUCUAGAAAUGUCAAGUUCACUUUGUGAAAUACACAACUUCGAGUAAAACCACGUCAGUCUUUGAAAAUUCUUAAUAAUCCGUGAUAACAAGUGAUUAGUUGAAGGAAUGUUGUUGAGUCUUAGUUCGUGACACGCCCGCGUUUUUCCAACAUGCCUAAGAGUCUUCUCGAAGAGAUAAAACUAUCAAAUUGGAGACGAAAAAUGAACCACUUUACUCACUUUGCAAUCUUCUUCAUGGGCAUCUUCUGCUCAAUUUGUGUGAUAUUCUUCACGAAAAACUAUUCAGGAGUUGAUAAGACUAAAUUCAGCCUACCCAGUGAAAAUUUCCUGCAAGUUCGAGAUGAUUAUCAAGUUCGGAAGUUCCUAGAUUCGUCAGAACACCCAGAAACUGCAGAUGUCGUUGGGCAGAAGAAUGAGGCACUGUCCAUCGUGAAGAUUGCUGAAGAGUUCAAGAGGGAUGGAAAGGAAGACAAAGCCCUCAAACUCUUUGAGCAUGCAAUAGCACUGGCUCCCAAGCAUCCAGAAAUCCUCACAAAGUACGGAGAAUUUCUGGAACACUCGCAGAGGGACGUGGUUAAAGCUGAUCAGAUGUACUUCCAAGCCUUGAUUGUAAAUCCUAAGCACGAUGCAGCUCUGCAAAAUCGAAGGAGAACGGCGAAUAUCGUAGACAGUCUGGACCAGGAGAUCCUGACGGAGCUAGACAAGAAAAGAGAUGCUCUAUCCCAAAUUCACGAGUCCAGUGCAGCUCUCCGCAGAGCCAAGAAAGAAGCCUACUUCCAGCACAUUUACCAUUCCGUGGGAAUCGAGGGUAACACCAUGUCGCUGUCUCAGACCCGAACAAUCCUGGAGACAAGGAUGGCUGUGGCUGGGAAGAGUAUCGAUGAGCACAAUGAGAUUCUUGGGCUGGACUCUGCUCUAAAGUUCAUCAAUGCGAGCCUUGUGAAUAGGAACGACUUUAUCAGCCUUAAAGACAUUCUAGAGAUCCACAAGAGAGUUCUGGGUCAUGUGGAUCCCGUGGAAGGAGGAGUUUUACGCACAACUCAAGUUUACGUUGGAGGACACAUUCCUCCGGGUCCUGGAGACCUUCAAAUCCUCAUGAGUCGCUUCGAGCAGUGGCUGAAUUCCCCACAAACUGUAGCUCUCCAUCCUGUAAAGUUAGCUGCCCUUGCUCACUACAAACUAGUUCACAUUCAUCCUUUUGCCGAUGGUAAUGGUAGAACUUCGAGACUGCUGAUGAAUACUAUUCUCAUGAGAGCUGGCUAUCCUCCGGCAAUUAUUGCAAAGCAGCAACGGCUGCAGUACUACAAUGCUCUGCAAACGGCCAAUGAGGGAGAUGUUCGUCCCUUUGUCCGGUUUAUAGCUGAAUGCACAGGGAGGACCCUUGACCUCUACCUCUGGGCAACGGGGAGCCUUACUCCGCAAAUUCCGCUAAUGACAGAUCAAGAGGACGGAGGAAUGGUGCUUAAAGUUGAACCAGAAUCCGAAGGAAGCGGAGAAAAUCGGAUAAAGGACGACGGAUGACAUUUGCAGGGGUCCCUGACCCUACCGCCAAUUUUAGCCAUUUUACUGAAGAAUUAUUUAUUGCACUUGUAAAAUACCUCAAAUAAAACAGGGAAUUAUUUUCAA